AUGGUUCCUCAACCCGUUUGUGAAAGCGAGACGCCGCGUAGCUUACUGCCCAUUGAGCUGCUCGCCGCGACUCGGGACAAGCACCAUGCCCUCAAUCUUCAGAUCUUGAAGAACUUGCCGCUGUGCGUCCCUCCCGCAUCAGACUCGCCCAUUCUGUAUGCGAAAGGUAUGGCGGUCUUUGGCCAGAUAUACUAUGCAUUCGAGGCCCAUUUGACAGCUUGUCUGGAGGAUAAGGAGUUCGAUGAAACCCUACGGGAUCUGUACAAGCGUAUAUACGUUCCUCGUUUAUUGAGAUCGCCACGCCUGCGGAGGGAUCUCGAGAUUGUCAACAUGAGACUGGGCGAUCAUGGGAAACAGGAGGUGGAAGACAUCUCAGAACGGUCAAUGAUUUACUACAGAAGAAUUCGCGCAGCCUUAUGCGCCAAACCGCAUGUCCUCCUCGCAUACAUGUGGACCAUGUACCUUGCCCUUUUCAACGGUGGCAGAUGGAUGCGCAGCCAGUUUUUCUCCGCUGGCUCUUCAUUUUGGCUCGGGCAGGACUUUCCUUUGUCAUUCUGGGACUUCGAGGACCCAACCGGGACUGCCUCUAAUGGAGAAGACCUCAAGGUGGCUUUCAAGGAGAAUUUCGCAGAAGCGUCUCGACUUCUGGACGACACGCAGCGAGAUGAAGUAAUCGACGAGUCCAAGAAUUUAUUCGACCUGUGUUUGGAGAUGGUGAGAUUCUUGGAAGGAGGGCCAUCAUUAUUGGCCUCCCCGGAAACUUUCUCCACUCAUAUUGCGGCCACGAACCGGGCAGCUGACAGGUCGCCAACCACGGGCUCCUUGGUCUUACCUGCUUGGCACUACGUAGCCUCGUUGUUUGGAUCACUCGCGACGGCAGCCUCGAAUACAGUUUGGAGAAGAAAAGAAUUAAGCUCUGAUUGA
Messenger RNA from Exophiala bonariae, 924 nucleotides. RefSeq lists its product as uncharacterized. The transcript has a single exon. Lineage: Eukaryota; Fungi; Ascomycota; Eurotiomycetes; Chaetothyriales; Herpotrichiellaceae. Gene Ontology annotation, biological process: heme oxidation. Gene Ontology annotation, molecular function: heme oxygenase (decyclizing) activity. The record is from RefSeq and is a predicted model, not a curated record. Bases 1 to 924 code for a protein of 307 amino acids.